Messenger RNA from Labrus mixtus (cuckoo wrasse), 3152 nucleotides. RefSeq names its product malic enzyme 2, NAD(+)-dependent, mitochondrial (gene me2). Gene Ontology annotation, cellular component: mitochondrion. The transcript has 15 exons. The record is from RefSeq and is a predicted model, not a curated record. Gene Ontology annotation, biological process: pyruvate metabolic process; malate metabolic process. Bases 51 to 1907 code for a protein of 618 amino acids. NCBI's taxonomy places the organism in Eukaryota, Metazoa, Chordata, Actinopteri, Labriformes, Labridae. Gene Ontology annotation, molecular function: malate dehydrogenase (decarboxylating) (NAD+) activity; NAD binding; malate dehydrogenase (decarboxylating) (NADP+) activity.
AUGAGCAGUAGCUUUCUGCUUUCCGGAGUGAAAACUCUGGUUAUUGAAUUAUGUUUCCUGUAGCCAAUAAUCUCCAUAUUAAGAGAACCUCCAGACCCAAUAAUUCAAUAUGUAACUCCUCCCACCACCCGUGGACCUGUCUAAGAGCGUCCACCAUGUUGUCUCGGUUGAGAACCACCUGGUCCCUGAGGCCCUGUGUCUCUGUUUGCAGAUGGGCACACACCAAAGAGAAAGGAAAGCCCCUCAUGCUCAACCCUCGCACUAACAAAGGCAUGGCCUUCUCUCUAGAGGAACGACAGAUUUUGGGGAUUCACGGUCUGUUACCUCCCAAAGUGGAAACCCAGGACACUCAGGCCAUGCGCUUUCAGAAUAAUCUGAAGAAGAUAACUGAUCCCUUACAGAAGUAUGUCUACUUGAUGGGCAUCCAGGAAAGAAAUGUGAGGCUUUUCUACAGGGUGUUAAUGGAAGACAUCGAAGAAUUAAUGCCAAUAGUCUACACUCCCACUGUAGGCCUGGCCUGCACACACUAUGGACACAUCUUUAGAAGACCCAAGGGCUUGUUCAUUUCCAUUCGGGACAAAGGACAUGUCCGUUCCAUCCUGGACAACUGGCCAGAGACCGAUGUUGCAGCAGUAGUAGUGACUGAUGGAGAGCGUAUUUUAGGAUUAGGAGACCUGGGGGUUUAUGGAAUGGGAAUCCCUGUAGGAAAACUCUGCCUGUACACUGCCUGUGCCGGCAUCCGACCUGAGAAGUGUCUGCCUGUAGCGAUAGAUGUUGGAACAGAUAAUGAGACUCUCCUGGAGGAUCCGCUGUACAUGGGCUUGUACCAGAAGCGAGAUCGCUCUCAAGCCUACGACGAGCUGAUUGAUGAGUUCAUGGAAGCUGUGGUGGAAAAAUACGGACAAGACACACUGAUCCAGUUUGAGGACUUUGGGAACCACAACGCCUUCCGCUUCCUCAGGAGAUACAGGGAGAAGUACUGCACCUUCAAUGACGAUAUCCAAGGUACUGCGGCUGUAGCCCUUGCUGGUUUGUUGGCAGCUCAAAAAGCCGUUGGAAAACCGAUCACUGAACACAGAGUGCUUUUCCUGGGAGCUGGAGAGGCUGCUCUUGGUAUUGCCAGUCUGAUUGUAAUGGCCAUGAUGGAGACGGGGAUGAGCCAGGCUGAGGCCAGAAGUAAGGUCUGGAUGUUCGAUAAACAUGGCUUACUAGUAAAGGGCAGACCACAGGAAACAGACUCAAACCAGGAGGCAUUUGUCCACGACAGUCCAGGAGACGUGCAGAGCUUCCUAGACGCCGUCAACACCAUCAAACCAACAGCCAUCAUAGGUGUGUCUGGGGCUGGACGUCUGUUCACUCACGACGUCAUCAAGACCAUGGGAACCCUGAACGAACGACCAAUCAUCUUCGCCCUGAGUAACCCAACCACUAAAGCAGAGUGCACGGCAGAGGACGCCUACACCCUUACUGAUGGUAGAUGUCUUUUUGCCAGUGGCAGUCCAUUCGGUCCAGUGACUCUGAGUGAUGGCCGUGUCUUCACUCCUGGACAAGGGAACAAUGCUUACAUCUUCCCAGGUGUGGCCUUGGCUGUGAUCUUGAGCGGAGUGAGACACAUCAGUGACACUGUCUUCUUAGAAGCUGCCAAGACCCUCUCAGAGCACCUGACUGACAAAGACCUGGAAGAAGGCAGACUCUAUCCUCCUCUCUCCAACAUCAGAGAGGUUUCCCUCCAGAUGGCUGUCAAGGUGGUAGAGUAUGUCUAUGCUAAAGGCAUGGCGUUCCGCUACCCUGAGCCUAUGGACAAGGACAGCUUUGUACGUGCAACUGUGUGGAACACCAACUAUGACUCCUUCCUACCAGAAACCUACGACUGGCCAGGCGUCAGCUUCACCCCCAAGACUAAAUAGAAGUGUAACAGACCCUCACUGUGCUCCGUUUCACAAUGUCCCUCUUCCUUUGUUUCCCACUUAAAUCUCAAUCACAGAUCUUUUGAGAUGAUCACUGUUGUUUCAGUGCAAACAUCAACUUAGACAGUAGAAGCUCCCUGCUGUCUUGUUGCUGCAUUUGCACCAAAUCAGUCUUACUAGAUCUGUGAAGUUGUAGAUUGAGUGAACUUUGAAAGAUGACAUUCAAGGUGAAAAGGCAAAUUUCACUUCACAUCCAUUUUUUAGGCACUUUUGCAUCACAUGUAUACCUAAGUAACACCUGGAGGGCCCUCUGGUGGUGGGAAAAAGGCAGUGCAGAUAUCUGGUUUCAUUGUUGAAACCUUGCAUCUUAAUCAUCAAUACUUUCUCUGAAAAUGAAAGUAAGAAAAAUAACUUUAGAAGCCGACUUGUUUCUUUACCUAAUCAACUUUUAAAUCAUACAUUUAAAUGGUUAAGUUACUAAUGUGUACUGAACGCCAUGUGAAACUACUUUUGUUAUACACUCCUGAUGCACAGCUGCAGGCUCCUCAUGUCUGCUGCUAUAAGCUUUAACAUGCAUAUGUAUGGACAUUGCUUUUUUUUCACAUCAGGCGGUCCUCUGGUGACUUCACUAACCCUUCACUAACAUCAAACAUAUGUUUCGAGAAUUACUUUGACUUAGAUUUAAUCAGGCUUCGCUGCCUAUCAGUGAAGGUUUAGCAAAGCUGAAGGCGAAAGAAUUUGGCCAUCAUUUUUAAAGUAGUAAGAAAGGGAGAAAACAUGUUACUCAGGGGAGAAAGAGUGUUGGAAGGAAGGAUCUUGGGAAAAAAAAUAUAUUUUAUGAAGGGAAAUUAUAGUUAUGUUUAAAAACACUUGGGGAGUACAAUGUUCACUCCAGUAACUUUUUGUUCCAGCACUCUCAAACAUUGUGUUUCUCUCUCAGAAUUGAUUUUAUGUUGUGGGGGGGGGGGGUUAUUCAGUAUUCAGGUGUUUGUGCAUUGUGAUGUAUAUUAAAUACAAAGCUUUUAAUCAACAGUCCUUAAAUGAGUCCAUCCCUUUUAAAAUAAAUCACUUUUUGCCCAAGUGUGAUCAACAAAAUAUAAACUUUACUAAAUAUUUAAUAUUUAAAAAUGUGCAGUCAAAUGAAUUGAAGAGAUUUUUUAAAACUAUUUUGUUUAAUGUACAUGUUCUUUUGUGGAAAGUGAGACGGUCUGCUGAAAGAAUAUUCAUAAAGUUGUGUUAAGUACA